Molecule: messenger RNA, 1070 nt
Organism: Fusarium graminearum PH-1
Lineage: Eukaryota; Fungi; Ascomycota; Sordariomycetes; Hypocreales; Nectriaceae
Exons: 1
Coding region: 1-969 (322 amino acids)
Source: RefSeq, a predicted model, not a curated record
AUGUCUACCACAACAGUCAACAUCAUUGAAUGGACCGAAUUUGCAAACCUAUAUGCAAAGGUCAACGGUGUAUCACUUACAACACCUCCUCCUUCUCCCCCAGGACUUGACAACUUCAUCCUCUCUCCUCAAGAUAUUCGCGACACAAUCAGCGCUCGCAAGGGUCACCAUUCAAACAGCAUGUCUUAUACAUGCAACUAUGAACCUACAAGCAGUUAUCCCGUCCUUGAAGGUUUCCCCCCAGGUUUCCCCCCAGGCUUCCCCCCAUCUCCUUCACCUCCCCCUACCACUUCUGUGCCUUCAACGCCUGGUUCAAGUCGACAUUCUUCCCCCCCUGUUACCCCAACUUCUUCGCCUGCUGAUGAUCCCCCAAGUUGGCGCUGCGGUCCUAGGCGGGAAAGGCCUAGGCCCAGUUUUUCGCCAUCUCCCGAUAGGCCCUUCAGCACGUACAACAGGAGCACGUACAAGAGGGCGCCUAAACAGCCAGCCGCCAAAAAGGAUGGAUGUCUGGGUCUUCCGGUCCAAACAUAUGUGCUGACUGAGAUUCAAACUCUCUUGGAGCAUGCCUGCUACACCUUCGCUGAACAAUGGCUCCCACACGUUCUCUUUGAGAACGGAUGGGACUGUCCAGAAGCCGGAGAACUCAACGUGUGGAUGCAUCACUUCAACUUGGAAAGGAUGACUCUGUGUCAUGUUGCCCGAGAACAUGACAUGAAGGAAUCCCUUUCCAAUGUGAUGCAUUCAGCCAAGGAGAUCCGCCACAAUGCUGUCCACCGUAAUAGGGUGGAGAUUAACGAGCUGGCGAUGCAUCUGGACCAUGCUGUGGCUCUCUGCACGAUCCUUGGAGUGCAGGAAGACUUGGCUAAAGUCAAGGCGAUUCGGCACUACGCAAACACCGAGAUCGCCUCCAUACAAGCUGCCAAGCAGGAGGCCGAGAAGAAGAUAAUGCAGUUCAUAAAGAGUCUCUGAGACCAUAAGAGACGAAAUUAUUAGGACAUCUUAUGCUACUAAAACCAAGGCCUUUAGGCUAUUUAUUUUUGUACCCUAAGACUUAGGGGGUCGGUUUUCCU